This is a messenger RNA of Pestalotiopsis fici W106-1, 2001 nucleotides long. RefSeq names its product Heat shock protein. Lineage: Eukaryota; Fungi; Ascomycota; Sordariomycetes; Amphisphaeriales; Sporocadaceae. Gene Ontology annotation, biological process: cellular response to unfolded protein; protein refolding. Gene Ontology annotation, molecular function: ATP-dependent protein folding chaperone; ATP hydrolysis activity; heat shock protein binding. The record is from RefSeq and is a predicted model, not a curated record. Gene Ontology annotation, cellular component: cytoplasm; mitochondrion. The transcript has 3 exons. The coding region runs from base 1 to 2001 and encodes 666 amino acids.
AUGCUGGCCGCGCGUUUUUCCAGAGCUCUUCCCCGAGCAACCCCAUCGGCAGCACGAUGGGCUGCGCCGAUGCGCAAGCCUCUCGGCUCCAGCUUUGCUCGUUACGAGUCGACAGAGGGAAAGGUCCAGGGUGCCGUGAUCGGUAUUGAUCUGGGUACUACCAACUCUGCUGUUGCCAUCAUGGAGGGCAAGAUCCCCAAGAUCAUUGAGAACUCCGAAGGUGCCAGAACAACCCCAUCAGUAGUCGCUUUUGCCCAGGAUGGCGAGCGGUUAGUCGGUGUCGCCGCCAAGCGUCAAGCCGUUGUCAACCCUGAGAACACACUCUUCGCUACCAAGCGUUUGAUCGGAAGAAAGUUCACCGACGCUGAGGUCCAGCGUGACAUUAAGGAAGUUCCCUACAAGAUUGUCCAGCACACCAACGGCGAUGCCUGGGUUGAGGCUCGUGGCCAGAAGUACUCUCCCUCGCAAGUCGGUGGUUUCGUGCUCAACAAGAUGAAGGAGACUGCCGAGGCCUACCUGAGCAAGCCUGUCAAGAACGCCGUCGUCACUGUCCCUGCUUACUUCAACGACUCGCAACGUCAAGCCACCAAGGAUGCCGGUCAGAUCUCUGGUUUGAACGUUCUCCGUGUUGUCAACGAGCCUACUGCUGCCGCUCUCGCCUACGGUCUUGAGAAGGAGGCCGACCGCGUCGUCGCUGUCUACGAUCUUGGUGGUGGUACUUUCGAUAUCUCCGUUCUCGAGAUCCAGAAUGGUGUCUUUGAGGUCAAGUCUACCAACGGUGACACCCACUUGGGUGGUGAGGACUUCGAUAUUCGCCUGGUUCGCCACCUGGUUGACACCUUCAAGAAGGACUCUGGCAUUGACCUGUCCAGCGACCGCAUGGCUAUUCAGAGAAUCCGUGAGGCUGCUGAGAAGGCCAAGAUUGAGCUUUCCUCCUCCCUCCAGACCGACAUCUCGCUUCCUUUCAUCACUGCCGAUGCCUCCGGCCCCAAGCACAUCAACACCAAGAUGACCCGUGCUGAGCUUGAGCGCAUGAUGGACCCCCUCAUCACCAAGACCAUUGAGCCCGUUCGCAAGGCCCUUAAGGAUGCCGGCCUUCAGGCCAAGGACAUCCAGGAGGUUAUCCUGGUUGGUGGUAUGACCCGUAUGCCCAAGGUUUCCGAGUCCGUCAAGAGCAUCUUCGGCCGUGACCCCGCCAAGUCCGUCAACCCUGACGAGGCUGUUGCCAUUGGUGCUGCCAUCCAGGGUGCUGUUCUGUCUGGUGAGGUCAAGGACCUUCUGCUCCUUGAUGUCACUCCUCUGUCCCUCGGUAUUGAGACUCUCGGUGGUGUCUUCACCCGUCUGAUUAACCGCAACACCACCAUCCCCACCAAGAAGUCCCAGGUCUUCUCGACCGCCGCCGACUUCCAGACUGCCGUCGAGAUCAAGGUCUACCAGGGUGAGCGUGAGCUCGUCAAGGACAACAAGCUGUUGGGUAACUUCCAGCUCGUCGGUAUCCCCCCGGCUCACCGUGGUGUCCCCCAGGUUGAGGUCACCUUCGACAUUGACGCCGACUCCAUUGUCCACGUCCACGCCAAGGACAAGUCCACCAACAAGGACCAGUCCAUCACUAUUGCUUCCGGCUCUGGUCUUUCCGAGUCUGAGAUUGAGCAGAUGGUUCAGGACUCCGAGAAGUACGCCGAGGCCGACAAGGAGCGCAAGGCUGCCAUUGAGGCUGCCAACCACGCCGACAGCGCCUUGAACGAUACUGAGAAGGCCCUCAACGAGUUUGCCGACAGACUCGACAAGGCCGAGGCUGACGCCAUCCGCGAGAAGAUCACCACUCUCCGCGAGUUCGUUAGCAAGAGCCAGGCUGGCGAGGGCACUGCCACCGCCGCCGAGAUCAAGGAGAAGACCGACGACCUCCGCAUGGCCAGCUUGAAGGUCUUUGACAAGAUGCACAAGGCUCCUGAGGGUGGCGAGAGCUCCGAGGCCAAGCCUGAGGAUGAGAAGAAGCCGUAA